Messenger RNA from Physeter macrocephalus (sperm whale), 1119 nucleotides. It is a transcript of the gene MOB3A, whose product is annotated as MOB kinase activator 3A. The record is from RefSeq and is a predicted model, not a curated record. Gene Ontology annotation, cellular component: cytoplasm. NCBI's taxonomy places the organism in Eukaryota, Metazoa, Chordata, Mammalia, Artiodactyla, Physeteridae. The annotation marks the transcript as partial. The transcript is spliced from 3 exons.
GCCCCGCCCCGCGCUACGAGCAAGCAACGACCGCAGGCCUCCCCGGAAGCCGGGGAGGCCUGGGCCCGGAACGGAAGUAUAUCCGGCCGGGGGGCGGGGUGGUCGUGCGCGGAGUUUCUCCCGCCUGGCGGCGAGGCUACGCUGGCCAGCGGCCCGGGGACGUGGUUCAGCGGCGAGCUUGACCCGACUCUUCUGGCGGCAGGCGGCAGGUCUGGGGGAGAGCCGGGGGCCCGGUGGCCUUCCCGUCGUGAGCGUCCCGCCCGGCCCUCCCUGUGGAGGCCUCGCGGGGGGCAUCCUGAGCGCGCACCGGAGAUGUCCAACCCCUUCCUGAAGCAGGUCUUCAACAAGGACAAGACCUUCCGGCCCAAGCGCAAGUUCGAGCCGGGCACCCAGCGCUUCGAGCUGCACAAGAAGGCGCAGGCGUCGCUGAAUGCGGGGCUAGACCUGAAGCUGGCCGUGCAGCUGCCCGCCGGCGAGGAGCUCAACGACUGGGUGGCCGUGCACGUGGUCGACUUCUUCAACCGCGUCAACCUCAUCUACGGCACCAUCAGUGACGGCUGCACCGAGCGCUCCUGCCCCGUCAUGUCAGGCGGCCCCAAGUAUGAGUACCGCUGGCAGGACGAGCACAGGUUCCGGCGGCCCACGGCACUGUCGGCCCCCCGCUACAUGGACCUGCUCAUGGACUGGAUCGAGGUGCAGAUCAACAGCGAGGACGUCUUCCCCACCAACGUCGGCACGCCGUUCCCCAAGAACUUCCUGCAGGUGGUGAAGAAGAUCCUGUCGCGGCUCUUCCGCGUGUUCGUGCACGUCUACAUCCACCACUUCGACCGCAUCGCGCAGCUGGGCUCGGAGGCGCACGUCAACACCUGCUAUAAGCACUUCUACUACUUUGUCACGGAGUUUGGCCUCAUCGACACCAAGGAGCUGGAGCCGCUGGUGAGCGGGUCAGGGCGUCGUGGGGAGGCGAGUGCCCCCUGUCCUGGGGCUGCACGCCCAUCGGGGCGCGGGCGGGCGGGUCACCCCUUCGCGCAGCCCAGAGGGGCUCCUGCCUGCAGCUGCCCCCGCUUCCCUGUGGGAGAAACAGAUGGGCCUCUGGGUGCCUGUCCCCACCUACACCUC